ACCUUGAAAUUGCACCACUCACCACUUUCUCCUCAAUGUUUAUUUAAGGGUCACUCCCAAAUCCUUUUUGUGGACAAAGCAACCAAACCAAGCGAAGAAGCACACUCCAAAACUCGAUCAUCAGCACAAUUGCAAACUGGAACAACCAACCACAACGAAACAUUAGUGUCUCGUGGGUGUUUCUCAUUCACAGCACAACACAAAAGUAAAAGGCUGUGGCCAUUUUUGAUUACGAACAAAAGCGAAGCGGCAGCAGGACAUCUUGAGAGUGUCUUUGUGUUUGUUGUCAUAGAACGCGAAGCUCAAUCCAAUCAAUCCAAUCAAUCAAUCAAACUAAGAAGUAACAACCAACUGAGGUAUGCUAGUAUCGGUCUCGGCUCGCACCACCCAACAAAUCCUGCUUCGAUCCUUCCAAGCAGGUAGCCAUGGCAGCCACAACAAUGGCGGUUCCAAGAUAGCGGCACGGCUCUUCUACAGCACUUGUGUUCGCGCCCGUGGAGCUGCACAACGACGCCCCACAGUAAGAGGCGAAGCCGUAGCCUUUCACGUCAAAGACCUCGACCAUAUCAACCGCACCCGCCCACUGGUCCACCAUGCACCCGCCGCAGCACUGCAAUACGACGAUGACUACGACUACCUCGAUGACGAAGAGGACCGCCCGGCACGCCAGUAUGACUCGGAUCUCAUUGUGGUCUUGGACAUGGACGAGUGUCUCAUUCACUCGCAGUUCUUGACCAACAAUCCCGGCGCCAAGUUCUACGCGCAUCAAGUGGCUCGCAACUCCAACAGUGCCAAUGAAGGCGCUUCCGGACGAGUUGACUCGUUCCGCUUUCAUUUGCCCGACGGUGAUCUAGUCCAAGUCAACAAGCGACCCUUUUUGGAAGACUUUUUGCAGGCCGUCACGGACAAGUACGAGACACACAUUUACACGGCCGCCAUGAAAGUCUACGCCGAACCCAUUCUCGACAAGCUCGAUCCCAAUGGUGAUCGAUUCGCACGACGAUUCUAUCGGGAGUCUUGUGAUUUGGACACCAACAUGGGCGCCUUUGUCAAGAACCUCAACUCGUUGCCGCUCAAGACCAAACAGAACGAGAGCAACAAGACGACGACGGGACUGACCUAUGAGGAAUACAUUGCAUCGACAAAGAACAACACCAGCGCCGACCCUCAUCAUCACCUACGACGCGUCGUACUCGUAGACAACAACCCAUUGUCAUUUUUGGCCAAUCCUACCAAUGGAAUUUUGGUUUCGUCCUUUUACAACGACCCCGCCGACAAGACACUACCUGCUGUACUCGACCUACUUGAAGAACUCGAGCCUUUGGAAGACGUUCGUCCGACACUCGAUGCCCGCUUUGGACUCAAGGCGGCACUCUCGGAGAUUCAAGGAAAUCGUCGACAGCAACAGCAGAAAAAGUGGACCGCGGGCAAGUAGUAGUGGAACGAACGAAACGAACGCUUUUUUGUUUUGAAAGCUCUUUUGAACACUCUUUUUUUGCACACAGAGAGAACCACCACCUACCAACCGCACUCUCUUUUGGCCUAUCUACCUACCUACCUUUUUGCAUAUCUACCUACAUAUUAUUACCUUUCGCACGCACACACCGCAAUAGCUUUUUCCCUUGCAUACACACACGCACAAAAACACAUUAUGGAACUUUUGACGCAGCCACGACCACGCACACCCCCCCAAGUUUUGAACGCUUACUUUCUUUGUUGAUGGUCGUGGACCUAGCCAGAGUUGUCCUUUGCUAGCUAAUCAAAAGAAACAGUCCUGUUAGUAGUUCCAUUUACAUUU
This is a messenger RNA of Seminavis robusta, 1798 nucleotides long. The record is from the annotation of a GenBank genome assembly. Lineage: Eukaryota; Bacillariophyta; Bacillariophyceae; Naviculales; Naviculaceae.